Molecule: messenger RNA, 798 nt
Organism: Rotaria sp. Silwood2
Lineage: Eukaryota; Metazoa; Rotifera; Eurotatoria; Philodinida; Philodinidae
Source: the annotation of a GenBank genome assembly
AUGUAUUUUAAUUCAUUUAAACCAAGUAUAUCUUAUAUAAUUAAAUGUAAACAAUCAAUAAUAGAACAUGCAUCUAUACAACAAUCUUACUUAAAUGAUGAAGAAAUAAUCAUGAUAGGUCUUGUUUAUAUUCGAUGUGAUUAUAGAAAGUUUGGUUUUGGAGAAUUUUUAACAAAUUAUUUAUUUAAUAUUAAAUCAAAAGAAAUAAAUACAAUUCAUGCUAAUAUAUUAAUUGAACAUAUACCUUUUUAUAUUCGUUAUGGUUUUAAAAGAUCAUUUUCUUUAAUUGGUUCUAUUGGAAGACUUAAUCAAAUAAAUAAUAUAAAUAUCUCAAUUGAUGAUGAUAUAAUUAUUGAUUUAUAUGAAUCAUCUAAUAUAAAUCAUAUAGCUAUCUAUGAUAACAGUAUAUAUCCAAUAAAUCAUAUUAAAUUUUUUGAAAAAUUGCGUGGAAAUAUUAGUUCAAUAGCUGGAUAUGUUGCACGUUCAAAAAAGACAAAUUUAAUAAAAGGUUAUAUUAUUUUAAAUUUUAGUAGAUUAUUUAUUAAAUGUGGACCAUUAUAUGCUGAUAAUAUAUCUAUAGCACUUUUAUUAUUAAAAUGUUGUGCUUAUCAUUAUGAUGGCAUUAUGCUCUUAUCAGUACCUGAAACAAAUCCACAUGCUAUUCAAUUAUUUAAAUCAAAUCAUUUUAAACAAACAGAUAUUCUUCAUCGAGUUUAUAAAGGAAAUCAACUGUUUUUUAAUCAAUCUAUAUUUCAACGAAUUUUGGCUAUUAGGGAUGACUGGUUUUCAUUUAUUUAA